Glycine soja is the source of this 4061-nucleotide messenger RNA. RefSeq lists its product as uncharacterized. The transcript is spliced from 15 exons. The coding region runs from base 378 to 3794 and encodes 1138 amino acids. Lineage: Eukaryota; Viridiplantae; Streptophyta; Magnoliopsida; Fabales; Fabaceae. Gene Ontology annotation, molecular function: phosphatidylinositol binding. The record is from RefSeq and is a predicted model, not a curated record.
AAAAAACAGAAAUGUAUGUUAAGCAGAGAAGAAAUGGAAACGGCAAUAGCACAAGCAUAGAUUGAAUUGAAUCACAGAAGAAAGAAAGAAAGAAAUCCCACGACGUCAAUAUCAGAGGAGAGAAAGUUGAAGAGAAAACUGACACACGAAGUGAGAAAAUUAAACACACACGCCACGCCAUCACCACCGCCCCCAUUGCCCAUCUCCGGCAAACGCAACCCAAAAACCUAACUAACGGUCACACUGUUCCUUCCUUCGUUGAUUCAAUUCAACCUCUCUCUCUCCAAUUCUUCAUCAACAUCUUCAACCGAAUUCCCUUUCCGAUGAGAUUGAUUUGAAUCGAGUUUUGCUUUUCCGAAUUGCGCGGCGAUUCUGAGAUGAAUAUGCCGCCGAAGCCGAACCAGGUGGCUGUGAGAGACCUCGUCGAGGAAGCCAAAAAACGGAUCGUCAUCCUCGUCGUAUGCGUCGUCGGGCUCUCCUAUCUCAUGUCCUUGACAAGCUCCUCAGUUUGGGUCAACUUGCCAGCUGCAGCCUCCUUAAUUAUUAUUCUCCGCUAUUUAUCACUAGAUUUUGAAAUGAAGAGAAAAGCUGCAGCAUACAACAAUAAAGCAGGCUCCACCAAUGUUCAGUCUUCAAAGAAGCCUGUUGAAAAUCCUAAAGUUAUUGCAAAGUUUGAGUGGAGAACAAAAGUGAAUUCUCCUGUUGUUGAGGAUGCAAUUGAUAACUUCACCAGACAUUUAAUUUCUGAAUGGGUGACAGAUCUAUGGUAUUCUCGCUUAACACCAGACAAAGAGGGUCCCGAGGAGUUAGUGCACAUAAUUAAUGGUGUUCUUGGGGAAAUUUCAGGACGCAUGAGAAACAUAAAUUUGAUAGAUUUUUUAAUAAGGGAUCUUAUUAAUCUCAUUUGCUCACACUUGGAGCUGUUUCGUGCUGCCCACUCAAAAAUUGAAAAACGACAUACAGGUUCAUUAACAAUCGAAAGUCGAGACAUGGAACUAAAAAAUGUUUUGGCUGCUGAGAACAAAUUGCAUCCUGCUUUAUUUUCUGCAGAAGCUGAGCAUAAGGUUUUGCAGCAUCUGAUGACAGGUCUUAUGCAUGUUACUUUCAAGUCUGAGGAUUUGCAGUGUUCUUUCUUUCGAUAUACUGUCAGGGAGCUUCUUGCAUGUGCUGUAAUACAGCCUGUCCUAAACUUAGCAAAUCCAAGAUUUAUUAAUGAAAGAAUUGAAUUUGUGGUAGUUAACAAGACAAAGGUUAACAAGGGGGUUGCUGCAGCUCAAGAGGCAUCUCACACUAAAGCAGAUGAGAUACAAAUUUCAUCUGAUGAUUUCUUCAAGUCUUCAGAUCCUUCUGUUACUGGUGUUGAGCUUGUGCAGCUAAGAAAUGGUCAAUCCAAAAAUGCAGAGUCAUCUGCAGAAAAUAAUGCCCGUGAUAAUAUUACUAAAGAUCCAUUGCUUUCAAUUGAUGCUCGACCUUCCCGUACAUGGAACUCAAUGCCUGCAAACUCCCUAACUAAUGAUAACCUAGGUCUUCAACGACAUCGCUCAGGAGGAGAGUGGGGAGAUAUUUUAGAUGUCAUCUCUCACAGAAAGACCCAAGCUCUUGCUCCAGAACAUUUUGAAAAUAUGUGGACUAAAGGGAAAAAUUACAAGAAAAAGGAUGGCGAGAACCAGUCAAAUGAGCAUGUUUCACAGCAUUCCCAGGUAGGAAAACUGUCGAUGGUAGAUCAUAUGAAGGAAAUAUCUGGACCAAACGAAAGAGAUACUAAUUCCAAGCUUAUGCUUCCGCCUAAGGGACGCCACAUUAAUUCUGGGCACAACAGUCAAUUCUCUGUAGAAAAUACCUCCAUUCAUGCAGACAAGAAUGGAUCAACUUCAGUUACCUCAUACAAAGAUGAUAAGUCAGUUACCUCGUAUAAAGAUGAUGAGCACAGCCACAUUUAUGGGCAGAUGAGUGAUUCAGCGAGCAGUACUUCUUAUUCCUCUGAAGAUAACGAAAGUAGUACUGUCACUGGUCUUGAUUCCCCUGUCACUAAGGUUUGGGAUGGAAAAAGUAAUAGAAACCAGGCCGUUUCUUAUGUUCAUCACCCACUUGAAAAUUUUGACAAUCACAGUGCAAAGAAAAGGAAUAAGAGCCAUUCUCGGUAUCCAAGAUUAUCCAGAGCCCAAUCUGGCAGUAAAAGGUCUUGGCCAGGUGGUCAAAAAAUACAAACGUGGCAGGAAGUUGAGAGAACAAGCUUUUUAUCUGGAGAUGGUCAAGACAUACUUAAUUCUUCAAAAUCACAUAUAAAUUCUGAGGAGUCCAGUGAUGAUGCUGAUAUGGAAAGUUUGGGUAGACUUUAUAGUGGAGCAGCUGCCUCCUCUUCUGCCUACUCUAUUUCUAAAUCAGAAUCUUGUAGUUUGUCUGUUGGUCCCCUGAAAAAUUCCUCUGCUGUAGAUUCCUUUUACAAGUUGAGAUGUGAGGUCUUUGGUGCAAAUAUUGUGAAGAGUGGCUCAAAAACCUUUGCUGUUUACUCCAUAUCUGUUACAGAUGUAAAUCACAACAGUUGGUCAAUUAAAAGAAGGUUUCGCCAUUUUGAGGAGCUACAUCGACGCCUGAAAGAGUUCGCUGAGUAUAAUCUUCAUUUGCCACCAAAGCAUUUUCUGUCAACUGGUUUAGAUGUACCAGUCAUUCAAGAGCGGUGUGAAUUACUGGAUAAAUAUUUGAAGAAACUUAUGCAAUUACCAACAGUUUCGGAAUCAAUUGAAGUAUGGGACUUUCUCAGUGUUGAUUCUCAGACAUACAUAUUCUCAAAUUCUUUUUCUAUCAUGGAAACAUUAUCAGUUGGCUUGAAUUCAAAACCAUUUGAGAAGACUAAAAACACUUCCAACUUCUCUGCACCUGCAAGCGAUCCUGUUUCCUUUUGGAGAGAAAACUGUAGUGCUGAAAGUAAAGAGGCUGUUUUGGGAGCAAGAAAUAAUGUUGUGGCCAAUGGAAUGAGGUCAAAAGUAAACAGCACACCUCUUUCUCUACCAAAAAAGAGUACACACGAACCUAGAAAGUCAUUUGACAAUUCUAGCAGCAAUACAAACAUUCUAGCACGGAAGAGUGUACCUUCUCCCAAGACAGUGAAAGGAAGAAAUAAUUCAGAUGAGGUUUCUGAAGUGCACCAUGAUACUUCCGAUGCUUUUCCAACAGAGUGGGUGCCACCAAAUUUGAGUGUACCCAUAUUGGAUCUGGUUGAUGUUAUCUUCCAGGUUCAAGAUGGUGGAUGGAUUAGGCGGAAGGCUUUUUGGGUUGCUAAACAAAUCUUACAACUAGGAAUGGGUGAUGCCUUUGAUGACUGGUUGAUAGAGAAAAUUCAGCUUCUCCGUAAGGGAUCAGUGGUUGCUUCAGGGGUCCAGCGAGUUGAGCAAAUACUAUGGCCUGAUGGAAUAUUCAUAACCAAGCAUCCAAAUCGACGACCACCGCCACCUACUAGUCCAUCUCAGAAUUCUCCUCAUGGCAAUCAACCUACACAAGUGUCUUCUCCAAGGUUGGAUGAUGAGCAGCAACAGGAGGCAGAUCGGCGUGCAAAAUUUGUAUACGAGCUAAUGAUCGAUCAUGCACCGCCAGCAAUUGUAGGUCUUGUUGGUCGGAAGGAGUAUGAGCAAUGUGCAAGGGAUCUAUAUUUUUUCCUUCAGUCAUCCGUUAUCUUGAAGCAGCUGGUUUUUGACAUCUUGGAGCUGCUGCUGACAUCGGCAUUUCCCGAACUUGAUAAUGUGUUCAAGCAGCUGCAUGAAGAAAAGCAUAAAUUUGGAGAGUUCAGAACAGAGUAAAUAUUACAAUUUUCAGAUGAGGCACGGAGAAACAAUGGUACAGAUGUUUCGUCUUCCGAAAUACAUUUUUUUGUCUUUUGAUUGUUCCUGGUUGCCCUUUUGUCUCCGCAACCGUUAACCUGUUCUUUCUGCCUACUAGUGGGCUAAAGGCAAUACAAUUUUUCCAUCUACCGAGUCAGGUUUUGUAAUUAAGAUUGGCGUUUUGAGGCAGACGUCAUGUAAAUUUUGAGAUCAAUGAAAUUAUUUUAAGAUUCUUUAUUGGCAAAA